Messenger RNA from Oldenlandia corymbosa var. corymbosa, 1650 nucleotides. Lineage: Eukaryota; Viridiplantae; Streptophyta; Magnoliopsida; Gentianales; Rubiaceae. The record is from the annotation of a GenBank genome assembly.
AUGGAUUCAAAUCUUCAAAUCGGUCAUCGUAAUUGUAAGCUUUUCAUCAUCAGAAUGAUCGUGGCCAUGGCUGCUCUCCAGUUUCUGGCACCAGCUUCUGCUUCCAAUGAGCAGUUUUGCUAUGCCGAGACGGGUUCAAGUCCUCCGGGAUGUUGUAUAUCCUUAUCCUCAUCAAAGAUCUUGAUUAAGGGAGGGACUGUUGUGAAUGCUCACCAUCAGGAGGUAGCCGAUGUAUAUGUAGACAAUGGGCUAAUUGUUGAAGUGAAACCUAACAUCAAGGUCUCUGAUGAUGUCACCGUCAUUGAUGCCACCGGAAAGUUUGUCAUGCCAGGAGGAAUUGAUCCUCACACUCACCUGGCAAUGGAAUUUAUGGGUACUGAAACUAUUGAUGACUUCUUCAGUGGACAGGCAGCUGCUCUAGCAGGUGGAACAACUAUGCACAUUGACUUUGUGAUUCCAGUGAAUGGGAGCCUGUCAUUAGGAUAUGAAGCAUAUGUAGAGAAAGCAAAGAAGGCAUGCAUGGAUUAUGGUUUCCAUAUGGCAAUAACCAAAUGGGAUGAGAAGGUUGCAAGUGAAAUGGACAUUAUGGUCAAGGAGAAAGGUGUAAACUCCUUCAAAUUCUUUCUUGCAUACAAGGGUUCUCUUAUGAUCAAUGAUGAGCUUCUAUUGGAGGGGCUAAAAAAGUGCAAGUCUCUUGGUGCUCUGGCCAUGGUUCAUGCUGAAAAUGGGGAUGCUGUGUUUGAAGGCCAGAAAAGGAUGAUCGAACUCGGCAUUACAGGUCCAGAGGGGCAUGCACUAUCACGGCCACCAGUGCUUGAAGCAGAGGCUACUGCUCGGGCAAUUCGGUUAGCUGGUUUUGUUAACACACCUUUGUACGUCGUACAUGUCAUGAGUAUUGAUGCAAUGGAAGAGGUUGCUAGAGCUCGAAAAUCAGGUCAGCGAGUAGUUGGGGAACCAGUGGUUUCAGGUCUAGUCCUUGAUGAUUCUGGGCUUUGGGAUCCAGACUUUAACGUUGCAGCAAAAUAUGUCAUGAGCCCACCAAUUCGAGCCACAGGGCAUGGAAAGGGUCUUCAGGCAGCAUUGUCAAUGGGAACUCUACAGCUAGUAGGAACCGAUCAUUGCACUUUCAACUCGACACAGAAAGCUUUUGGAAUGCAUGAUUUUAGAAAAAUCCCAAAUGGCGUUAAUGGUAUUGAGGAGAGAAUGCAUUUGGUUUGGGAUACAAUGGUGGCAUCUGGACAAAUAUCUGUUACUGACUAUGUUCGGUUGACAAGCACCGAAUGUGCUAGGAUCUUUAAUAUCUACCCAAAGAAAGGUGCAAUACUUCCUGGAUCUGAUGCGGAUAUAAUUAUAUUAAAUCCCAAUUCAAGUUUUGAGAUAACUUCAAGGUCUCACCAUUCAAGAUCAGAUACGAAUGUCUAUGAGGGACGGAUUGGCAAGGGCAAGGUUGAGGUAACAAUUGCAGGGGGUAGGAUCGUUUGGGAAAACAAUGAACUUAAGGUUGAACUUGGUUCAGGCAAGUUCAUUAAAACACCACCAUUCAGUUACUUGUUCGAGGGACUUGAUAAAUCAGAUGCAAGCUAUAUAUCCUCUCUAAGAGCACCAGUGAAACGGUUUAAUGACAAUCCGAGCUACAAUUCCCAACAGUAA